AUCCGCAUCGCGGCUUCGGCCAAUCUCCCGCUGGGCCGGCUUCCUCUCGUCUCGCCCAUUCCCCGGAGACGUUUAUAUGCCUAUGAGGACUACUUCGAUCUUUGCUCAUAGAGGUUCACACAUGUUAAUUCGUUAUACAACAACCAGACUUUUCGGUCGCAGUCCUAAUCCUGCUGUAUAUUCGUUGUUACAUACUCCCAAAUCUUACAGAACGCGUACAUCGAGGUUCGAAUCCUCAAUUUCAAGAAACAUGGCCUCGACUGGUCGGAUAGUAAACCCGGUCUUAUUCGUCUGCGAUGUCCAGGAGAAGUUCCGCACGGCGAUCUGGGAGUUUCCCAAAGUAAUCUCCACAAGCGCAAAAAUGGUCAAAGCAGCCAAAAUCCUUAACAUCCCCAUCUUCUGCACAACUCAGAACGCAGCACGCCUUGGGGCCACAGUCCAAGAAAUCACAUCUCUCCUGCCAACCGACGAGAGCGCCAAAACCGAGGUCGACAAGACCGCCUUCUCGAUGAUGGUACCGGAACUGCAGGCCCAACUCCCCACGAACCCCACCGCCGCGUUGAGCGUCAUCGUCGUCGGCAUCGAGACGCACAUCUGCGUGACGCAGACGACGCUAGAUCUACUCGCUCAGGGGCAUAGAGUGUACGUUCUGGCUGAUGGGGUGUCGAGUUGUAACGCGGGUGAACGCCCUAUAGCACUCAACCGAUUGGCUCGCGAAGGAGCAAUCGUAACGACCAGCGAGAGUCUGCUGUUCGAGUUGGUUCGCGAUGCGAAGGAUCCGAAUUUCAAGGCUAUUGCUGGCUUGGUCAAGGAGACGAAGGACGAGACGAAGGUUGCGGUGGAGACAUUUUGUAAGCUGUGAAGAUUGAGUGGCAUUGCAACGGACAGGCUACCAAGUCACAUAGUCACAGAUGGACACGAACUGUAAAGGAGGUCUUCCCAGCAUCAACAUAUCAUGCUCUGUCCAUUGCUUGUUGUGUCUGUCUAGCGCUCACUGGCCUUCUCGACCUCGUUCAGAUGGGGCUUCUUCAAAACCACAUUACCGACCACCACCACCAGGGGCUCGGUUGCGACGUCGUCGGCAUCGCCUACUUCAAGAGCUUUUCCACCCUCGUCCAGACCCGUCUCCACCAUGGCUGCCUAUCCUCCACAGUUGGUGCCUUCCUGAAUUCUCCACCGGCCUUGCGGUAGCUGACGCCCGCCUGCUCCUUCGUUCGUGCAUUGCUGUUCGUUCCUGCAUUACUGACGACUCCGCCAGGCUUGCCUUGGCCCAUGAUGCUCGCUUGUAGGUCGUGGGAUGAUAACGUUGAGGAGGAGGGCUGACGGUUUGUGGGUUUGGGAGUCAGGGGGC
Messenger RNA from Exophiala viscosa, 1351 nucleotides. Its product is annotated as putative isochorismatase domain-containing protein. The coding region runs from base 77 to 862 and encodes 261 amino acids. The transcript has 5 exons. The record is from RefSeq and is a predicted model, not a curated record. Lineage: Eukaryota; Fungi; Ascomycota; Eurotiomycetes; Chaetothyriales; Herpotrichiellaceae.